GUUUAGAUUACAGAGGACAUCGACGUUUGUGUAGGAGACACAUGAGAUAUGGAGGUGUUAUUUGAGGAACCUGUGAAUUAAAAUAAAUAAUGUUUAAAGUCCAAAUGUCCAAAGCCAAAAUGACUUUGACUGUGUGUGAGUGCGUGUGUUUGCACGUUAAACACUUGAACAUUUCAGGUAUUUUUUUUUUGUACAGCAAAGAGCUUUUACUUUGAAACCAUUCACCGGAAAUGUGUGUUAUAAGCGUGUCGGUCUUGAUGCUCUUGAAUAAAGGCUUCCCUCAGUUGGCACAGCUGACAUUCUGAGUCUUACUGUCAUCCACAAACAAAGUCCUGGACUCGAACGCCAUCCCUCAACAUAAAAUCUGCGCAGCGUGUGUCCACUGUUACUGUCAUGCCUUUCAUUGAGAAGAACGUGUCUGACGCGGAGCUGGAGCGGCUGGUGGAGGAGCGGCUUGUCCCGGCGCUGCAGAGCUGCGGAUUCUGCCUGCUGGACGGCCUCCUCGGAGAGCUCGGGGACGGUGUCCUGGAGCAGGUGAAGGAGCUGCACCGAGUCGGAGCUCUGCAGGACGGCCGCCUGUGCGGGGCGGCUCCCGGCGUCCACCGUCGCAGCAUCCGCGGGGACAAGAUAGCGUGGGUGAGCGGCGGAGAGCGCGGCUGUGAGGCAGUGAGUUUCCUGCUGCUCCUGCUUGACAGACUGGUGUCCGUGUGCGCCCGGAGAAUGGGCAUCCAGGCCGUCAAAGAGAGGUCAAAGGCGAUGGUGGCCUGUUACCCAGGUAACGGAGCGGGUUACGUCAAACACGUGGACAAUCCAAAUCGUGACGGACGCUGCAUCACCUGCAUCUACUACCUUAACAAGAACUGGGACGCCAAGAAACACGGUGGAAUCCUGCGAAUCUUUCCUGAGGGACAACCGUACGUGGCCGACAUCAAGCCUCUGUUCGACCGUCUGCUCCUCUUUUGGUCCGACCGCAGGAACCCACAUGAGGUGCAGCCCAGCUACGCCACCAGAUAUGCCAUCACAGUUUGGUAUUUCGACUCUGAGGAAAGAGCCGAGGCCAAGAGACGCUUCAAAGACCUGACAGCUUCGAAUGAGCAGAGCAGCAGCUCCAGCUGAUCCAGAGGAAACAUUGCCCUCUAGGGUUGUUGUCCUGAACUGCAGGAAAAGACGACGAAAACUUCCACAAAAAAAACACAAAACAAUGGAAGGAGAAAGAGGAAAAAUCGGAGGGAGAACCCUUGUAUCUACUGCUCCUCUUGCUGGUGUUUGUCGUCCUAAUCUGCUAUGAGGUCACGUGACCAGCAGCUGCUCAGCACAGUUCCUUCUUUUGUGUGAGAUUUCUUUUCUCUGGUGAAAAAUGGCAGACUGCACCUAUUUUUCUACACUUCAGGAGAAGGCAGAGCUACGGCGACGAGAGUUUGUUCGUCCACGGACGAAAAAAAGGACGAAAAGAAUGUGAUCAGUCACAUUAGAAACUGUUUAUACGUGAAAAGUUUACGAUGACAGAAAAUUGAUUUUUCUUCUUUGUAAACUUGAGAACAUUUUCAAGAAUAGGAUGUCAUGAUGAAUAAAUGAUUUAAAAUUCUUAGCA
Molecule: messenger RNA, 1591 nt
Organism: Cynoglossus semilaevis (tongue sole)
Lineage: Eukaryota; Metazoa; Chordata; Actinopteri; Pleuronectiformes; Cynoglossidae
Gene: egln3
Product: egl-9 family hypoxia-inducible factor 3
Exons: 6
Coding region: 394-1116 (240 amino acids)
Biological process (GO): cellular response to hypoxia; peptidyl-proline hydroxylation to 4-hydroxy-L-proline
Cellular component (GO): nucleus; cytoplasm
Molecular function (GO): ferrous iron binding; peptidyl-proline 4-dioxygenase activity; L-ascorbic acid binding
Source: RefSeq, a predicted model, not a curated record